AUGGGAAGACCUUCUUCUUUUGUUUUCCUCUUCUUACUCCAUUCCUUCAUGGCCUCCUUAGCUUGGAGUGAUACAAAUAUCACUACCGACAAAUCUGCACUUCUUGUCUUUAAAUCCGUUAUCACUUCAGAUCCACACAAUUUCUUAGCUAAUUGGUCUGUCUCUUCUUCUCCAUGCAGUUGGAUUGGUAUCACAUGCAAUACUCGUCACGGAAGAGUCCAUUCCUUGAAUCUUGGUGGCAUGGAUCUUAAGGGUACCAUAUCUCCACAACUAGGAAAUCUCUCAUUCCUUGUUGAACUUGACCUCAGUGACAACGAUUUUCAUGAUCAAAUACCAAACGAGCUAGUUAAAUUGCGUAGAUUGGAACUACUCAAUUUGAGCUGCAAUGAUUUUCAUGGGCAAGUUCCAAUAGGGAUAGGAGGUUUAUCUUCACUUGAGAAACUAAAUCUUCGAAAUAAUAGUCUUAAUGGAAUUAUUCCACCAUCUCUAUUCAAUCUGACAAUGUUAGAGACAUUGGAUUGGAAUUUUAAUUACAUUGAAGGGACCAUUCUGCUUGAGGUGGGAAGACUUGAGAAAUUGACCAUUUUACGUCUUGCGGGUAACAAGCUUUCAGGAAAUAUUCCCCGAACAAUUUCCAACUUAUCUUCACUUGAGUUAUUGAGUUUGUCUUAUAACAGUUUGUCAGGGAGCAUCCCAAGUGAGAUUGGGGACCUUUCACAAUUGAAGAAAUUGUAUCUUGAAAACAAUCAACUUGCUGGUUCAAUACCAUCUUCAUUAUUCAACAAUUCAAUGCUGCAAGGGAUUGAUCUUGGAGCCAAUAACUUAGUUGGCGAAAUACCCUCCACUUGGCAUCAAUGCACAGAAUUAUUAGUAUUACAAUUGGGGGAUAACAAAUUCAAUAGAGAAAACAUACCAAUUGACAUUGGAAAUCUGACCAAACUUCAGUGGCUAAAUCUUAACAACAGCAACGUGCAAGGAAUCAUUCCAAGUGAGAUUGGAAAUUUGACAAACCUCGAAAUUCUUGUUCUUCGCUACAACAAUUUGCAAGGUUUUAUACCCAAAGGGAUGGGCAAACUUAAUAAACUUAAUGUCUUAGACUUGGACUCUAAUCAUUUGCAAGGACCUAUUCCUUCAAAUAUAUUCAACAUUUCGACAUUGAGAAUCUUACAUCUUGAUGGUAAUUCCCUCUCUGGCCUUCUCCCGUCAUAUUUAGGAAUUGACCUUCCCAACCUAGAGACCUUAUGGCUGGAGGCAAAUGAGCUAAUUGGACAAAUUCCAAACAGCAUAUCAAAUGCUUCUAAGCUCAUUACGUUAGAUUUGUCAUCGAAUAAGUUUAGCGGAGCUAUACCCUAUCUAGUUGGAAAUUUAAAAAAUUUGAUCAAUUUAGCUUUGGAUGGGAAUGAAUUGACUGGUUUGAUUCCAAAUACAGUUAGUAAAUUACAUAGUCUUCAACAUUUAAGUCUCAACAACAAUAGACUGCAAGGGUCCAUUAUAAAUGACCUUUGUCAACUAGAAAGGCUAAGUGAGUUGAAUCUUGCAAACAAUAUGUUUACAGGGGCAGUUCCAGAAUGUUUUGGGAAUACUUCUUUGCAAAAGUUGAAUGUUAGCUCUAACAAAUUGAUUUCUCAUAUACCCUCUUCUCUUUGGAGUCUCAAAGAUAUUUUGGUUUUAGACAUAUCUUCCAAUGCAUUGAGUGGAAUAAUUUCACCAGAGAUAUCAAACUUGAGGGCAAUUAUACUAUUGAAUUUGUCAAGAAACCAAAUUUCAGGAAGCAUCCCCGCAACUAUGGGUGAGUUGACAACUUUGCAAGACCUAGCUUUGGCUCACAACAAAUUACAAGGGCCUAUACCUAGAUGGCUCAGUGGCAUGAUAAGUAUUGAGUUAAUAGAUCUUUCUCAUAAUUACUUGUUUGGUGUGAUUCCAAAGUCCUUAGAGUCACUACACUAUCUUAAAUCUAUUGAUCUUUCAUACAAUCUAUUGGAUGGAGAAAUUCCAAAUGGCGGUCCUUUUCAAAAUUUUACUGCUCAAUCUUUUAUGAUGAAUAAAGAUCUUUGUGGAAAACUCCAACUACAAGUCCGACCGUGUAGGAGAGGAAAGAAGCACAUAUCAAAUAAAGUAAUGCUGGUGAUAAAAUGCUCAAUGCCUAUCCUGGUUGUCAUUUUUGUUUUUCUCGGUAUUGUCUUUCUAAAGCAUAACAGAGAUGAUGCUAACUAUGCAAUCAAUAGGGAUUUAACAAAUUUGGAUGCACCAACUAGGAUAUCCUAUUAUGACCUUCUACAAGGAACAAAUGGAUUUGAUGAAAGUAAUCUUCUUGGCUCUGGGAGUUUUGGAUCAGUAUAUAAAGCAAUUCUUCCAAAUAAAAAGAUAGUUGCUGUUAAAGUAUUUAACGUAAACAUGGAAGAAGCAUUGAGAAGCUUUGAUAUUGAAUGUGCUGCCAUGUGCAAUUUACGCCACCGCAAUCUCAUUAGAAUUAUUAGUAGCUGCUCAAAUGAUGAUUUCAAGUCUCUAAUCAUGGAAUUCAUGUCAAAUGGAAGUCUUGAGAGAUGGUUGUACUCUCAUAACUACUGUUUAGAUAUCCUGCAAAGGUUGAAUAUAAUGGUUGAUGUGGCAGCUGCGUUAGAGUAUCUUCAUCAUGGUACUUCAACUCCGAUUGUUCAUUGUGACAUAAAACCAGGUAAUGUUUUGUUGGAUGAAGAUAUGGUGGCUCAUAUAAGUGAUUUUGGUAUAGCUAAACUAUUAGGUGAAGGACAGUUGGAAACUCGUACAAAAACAUUGGCUACAGUUGGCUAUAUGGCACCAGAGUAUGGAUUAAAAGGAGUGGUUUCUUUUAAAGGAGAUGUGUAUAGCUAUGGUAUUGUUCUAAUGGAGAUGUUUACGAGAAAGAAGCCAACUGAUGAAGUGUUUGUUGAAGGUUUUGGUUUAAAAGAUUGGGUUAGCAAAUCAGUACCACAUUCAAUCAUCAAUAUUCUAGAUGUCAAUUUGCUGCAUCAAGGAAAUCCAAAUAUCAGCAAUAUAUUACCACAUAUAUCAUCAAUUUUUGACUUGGCAUUAAGUUGUUGCACUGAAUUACCUGAAGCAAGACUUAUGAUGACUGAUGUUGUGGUCUCCUUAAAAAAGAUAAGGUCAUAUUUACGUCAAAUGUUAGAGAUAUGCCACUAG
Messenger RNA from Neltuma alba, 3159 nucleotides. RefSeq names its product probable LRR receptor-like serine/threonine-protein kinase At3g47570. Gene Ontology annotation, biological process: protein phosphorylation. The coding region runs from base 1 to 3159 and encodes 1052 amino acids. The transcript has 5 exons. Gene Ontology annotation, molecular function: receptor serine/threonine kinase binding; protein kinase activity; ATP binding. Lineage: Eukaryota; Viridiplantae; Streptophyta; Magnoliopsida; Fabales; Fabaceae. The record is from RefSeq and is a predicted model, not a curated record.